AUGCUAUUGGCGUCUUCAGCCUAUGGAGUGGUUCUGGUGGUCGAGCGCUCUCAAGAACCCCUCGAAAGCCCCUCGUGGCUCAGGGCUAAUGAAGUGACACUUGUCGUCGCCGGCAUUGGCAUUGUUUUUCCCAAUAUAUUUGAUUUGAUUGGAAAUAUGGAGGCAUACCAUCCCAGAAUCACUCUUCGCUGGCAGUUAGGGAGACCACAGAACUAACAGAUAUGAGAUUAAAUAUAACUUAUAAUAAGCUA
Messenger RNA from Oppiella nova, 251 nucleotides. Lineage: Eukaryota; Metazoa; Arthropoda; Arachnida; Sarcoptiformes; Oppiidae. The record is from the annotation of a GenBank genome assembly.